Messenger RNA from Saxophila tyrrhenica, 4404 nucleotides. RefSeq names its product Tricalbin-2 (gene TCB2). The transcript has 3 exons. Gene Ontology annotation, molecular function: lipid binding. Bases 1 to 4404 code for a protein of 1467 amino acids. The record is from RefSeq and is a predicted model, not a curated record. NCBI's taxonomy places the organism in Eukaryota, Fungi, Ascomycota, Dothideomycetes, Mycosphaerellales, Extremaceae.
AUGGCUUCAGCGGAAGAGUUGAAGACCCAGGGCGCCAUUGAGGCCUCGCGCGACCCGAACAGCAGCGUCGAUGCUCGCGCAGCCGAGGAUAUGCUUAUGAAGCAGUCCCAAGCUGCUGGUGCCGCCGCGUUCGAGUUUGACCCGGACGCGAGCCCAGAGCAGAAGAAGGCGCAGAUGAAGGCGCACGCCCCAGUCGACCGCCCCCACCGCAAACACCAGACUGCUGCGCUCAUCACCGACCAGGACGAUGGCCAGACCGCCGGCUACGACCUCCCACCUCCCAGCAAAGACGGCGCUCUUGCUGCUGCUUCUCCGACCAGUGCCAAUGGCGACAUUUCGAAGGAUGAGGACAAUGUCUACUCCAAGACUGGCUGGGCGCCGCGUUUCGGUAACCCCAAGGACGAGGACGAGGGUACUAUGCUGGACCACCAAGACUUCCUAGAGGGCAAGCUGGACGACAAAUUCUUUGGCGACUGGUACCACAAUGCUGCGGUGAUAGUCUUUGCCUGUCUCUCAUCGUGGGUGGUUGCGGUGCUCGGAGGUGGUCUCGGAUGGGUAUUUCUCGUCAUGGCGGCUUGUGGAACCUACUACAGGACAUCUAUUCGACGCGUACGGCGCAACUUCAGAGACGAUGUCAACCGAGAAUUGGCCAAGGCGAAGCUUGAUACUGACACCGAGACCUUGGAGUGGAUCAACAGCUUCUUGACCAAGUUCUGGCCAAUCUACGCGCCGGUGCUUUGCGCAACGAUCAUUCAGUCGGUCGAUCAAGUGCUCAGUACUACUACUCCCGCCUUCCUAGACAGCAUGAGGAUGAAGUUCUUUACGCUCGGCACGAAGCCACCGCGGCUGGAGCACGUCCGAACAUACGCACGCGCCGACGAUGAUACGGUUCUGAUGGACUGGAAAUUUAGCUUCACGCCAAACGACACUGCGGAUUUGACGGCCCGCCAGAUCAAGAACAAAGUGAACCCCAAGGUCGUGCUGGAAGUCCGAGUCGGCAAGGCUAUGAUAUCGAAAGGUCUGGAUGUCAUUGUGGAAGACAUGGCUUGCGAGGGUGUCAUGCGAGUCAAGGUCAAGCUCCAAUUACCCUUCCCGCACAUCGAGCGCGUCGAGAUAUCUUUCCUCGGCAAGCCCAAGUUCGACUACGUCUGCAAGCCGCUUGGUGGUGACAUGCUCGGCUUCGAUAUCAACUUCAUCCCCGGACUUGAAACCUUCAUUCAGGAGAUGAUCCAUUCUAGUUUGGCGCCGAUGAUGUACGACCCGAAUGUCUUCCCUAUUGAAGUUGCGAAAAUGCUUGCCGGCAACCCAGUCGACCAGGCCAUCGGUGUACUGCAAGUUACCUUCCACGGUGCCCACGGCCUCAAGAACCCAGACAAGUUCUCUGGAACUCCCGAUCCGUACGCAGUCCUCAGCAUCAACAACCGUGAUCCUCUGGGCAAGACGAAGACAGUGGAGCAGAAUGCCAACCCGAGAUGGAACGAAACUGUCAAUGUCAUCCUCACCAGCUUGCGCGAGCCUCUAACUAUUCAGGUCUACGACUACAACGAAUACCGCAAGGAUAAGGAGCUGGGCGCGGCAACAUUCAACCUUGAGCAGAUUGAAACCGACCCCGAGCACGAGAACCAACAGCUCGAAGUCAUCGCCAACGGCCGACCUCGCGGUGUCGUACAGUGCGAUAUCCGCUUCUUUCCAGUGCUUGAAGGCCAAAAAGUGGAAGGUGGGCCUGAUGUGCCUCCACCAGAGAGCACAACUGGUAUCGCCAAGUUCACUGUCGAGCAGGCCAAGGAUCUCGAUGGGACAAAGUCUCUCAUUGGCUCGCUCAAUCCAUAUGCCGUGCUCCUUCUUAACGGGAAGGAAGUGCAAGUAUCGCAAAAGCUUAAGCGUACGAACAAACCGAUCUUCCCAGACGCUACCAAGGAGCUGCUCAUUACGGACCGCAAGAAGGCUAAGCUGGGCCUCGUCAUCAAAGACGACCGCGAUCUGGCCACCGAUCCUAUCCUGGGUUCCUACCAAAUAAAGCUUGACGACUUGAUCGAGCUUGAUGCGAAGGGCCAGGAAUGGUUCAACCUUGCGGGGGCAAAGACUGGCCGUGCGAAGAUGACUCUCCAAUGGAAGCCGGUCGCCAUGAAAGGUGCACUGCUGGGUGGUGGGUAUGUCACGCCGAUUGGUGUGAUGCGCGUCCACUUCAAAUCCGCCAAAGACCUGAAGAAUCUCGACACUGUUGGCAAGUCUGAUCCGUACGCUCGCGUGCUGCUGUCAGGUAUUCAGAAGGCCCGGACAGUCACCUGGAAGAACAACCUCAGCCCGGCUUUCGACGAGAUCUUCUACGUCCCAGUACACUCUGCGAGAGAGAAGCUGGUUGUCGAGUGCAUGGACGAGGAGAAUGUUGGCAAGGACCGGACCCUUGGCCAGGUCGAGGUCGCCGCGUCAGACUACAUUCAGCAAGGAGAUGAUGGCGAGUACAUGAUACACGACAGCAAGAACGAGGUGAUCUCCUCUCAGCUCCGUGUCGGCAACAGCGCACCAAAGGGCACAUUGAACUUCACUAUUGCUUUCUACCCAACACUGAAUGUUAUUGACCCCGAGGAGGAGCAGGAAGAAGAGAAAGCUCGGACAAGCCUUGACACCGCAGGGCGGCCAAGCAUGGAAAAUGGUACGACACCUACCGGCCCGCAGCACGCUAGGAGCGAUACUGCUGGUACGAAUACCAGUGUCAAGACAGCAUCGACAAGCAAGAGCACCGAGAACGACAUGGCCAAGGCGUUGGCCCGCAAUGAGAAGGAGCAGACGGAGACGGACGAGGUCAAACACGCUGAGGUGCCGAAGGUCAGGAUCGAGAAGGAUGAUUUGACUAGAUACGAAUCUGGUCUCAUCGUCUUCAAGAUCAUCGACGGCCAGCUGGCGCAGACCGGGACCCAUCUCGAAGUCCUCAUGGACGACAUGCUGUACCCUGCUUACUCCACCGGCAAGAUCAAGUCUACGACUUACAACUUCAACGAGACUGGGGAUGCCAUGGUGCGCGAACUGGACCUUUCACGCAUCACACUGCGAUUGGUAUCCGAGAUCGACAACAAAGGCGAGGACGACGAAGACGACAUCAAAGCCAAGAUCCAAGGUCCCACUCUUGACACUCUUAAACGCUGCCUGUACACACCAACGCAGAUCAGCUUGAGAGGCAAGGAUGGCCGCGAGAGCAAGAUCACGGUCUCGAUGCGCUUCUUGCCGGUCAAGAUGCAGCUCGAUCCGAGCGAAAGCUUCAACAAUGCUGGCAAUCUCCGAGUGGAAGUUCUGGACGCCGCUGAUCUUCCAGCUGCCGAUCGCAAUGGCUACUCGGAUCCGUACUGCAAGUUCCUUCUUGAUGGCAAGGAGGUGUUCAAGACAAAGACCGUCAAGAAGACUCUGCACCCAGCAUGGAAUGAAUACUUUGAAGUGCCAAUCCGGAGCCGGACUGCCGCUGACUUCAAGGUCGAUGUCUAUGACUGGGACUUUGCCGACAAAGCGGAUCAUCUCGGUGCUUCUGUCAUCAGCCUGAACGCUCUGGAGCCCUUCCAAGCGGAAGAAGUGCGACUCAAUCUCGAUGGCAAGAGCGGUGCCGUGAGGCUGAAGAUGCUCUUUAAGCCAGACUACGUGACGCGCUCACGGCAAGGCUCUUCCACAUUCUCCGGCACUUUUGCGGCUCCCGGCAAGAUCAUUGGCGCGCCGGUCAAGGGUGCCACGUUCGUUGGCGGAGGUGUUGCGAAAGGUGCAAGCUUCCUGGGCAGCCGGUUCAAGCGCACAUCUUCCAGCCAGCAUGCUCAGCAGAAUUCGCAAGAGGUCACUGGUGGCAUUGCUGAUAUGCGUGAUACAAGCAUGGAUGUUGGUGAACCAAAUGGCAAGCCGCUGCCGAGUACUCCGCAUCAGCGACAGCGCAGCUUUGGGCAAGGUCCGCAGAGUCCGACUGCUGUUGAUCAAGGCACGGCGACGAUCUCAGUUCUUAGCGCGACUGGAUUCCAAGCUGAUACUAAGCUCGAAGUCAAAGUGCUGCAUGACUCUUCCAAGGGCCUGAAGGAAGUGCUGAAGACGAAGGCUGUCAAGACUAAGACUGGAGAGGUCGUAUAUGAUGACGAGACCAAGAAGGUGCCAUGCAACGCCGACCAGCAGUUCCGCAUUCACGUCUUACACUCUCACACCUUUGGCUCCGCGGACGAUCUCGGCGAAGCUGGAUUUUACGUCAACGACCAGUCAUCGGGCGGGACGCAGGAGAUCAAGGUCGGCACUGGUGUUGUUAUCGUCCGGUCGUCCUUCAUGCCCACGGACGCGAGUAGCACUCGCCCCACAAGCCUGGCGCCGGAAUCACCAGCCAACAAGAAGCAUCUCGGAAGGCUCGUAAGCAGGAAAGAGAGAAGCGUCACGCCGUCUGGUUAG